UACCGAGAUCAGAGCAACUCUCGCGAUCUUUUAAAACACAUGGCCGCCCAGUAUUUACAACUUCGCGCAAUGAACUAGCUAGUGAAUAGAAGCGCAAAAUCCCGAAGUAGAAGAACGUCGAUUAUUUGUGUGCAUCAUUGGUACUCUCCGACUUCAGGUGAAACGUUGACACCAUCGACGGCGAACUGUUUAUAGCCAAAUUGCGAGCAGAACCAAAGGCCAGGCAAGCCACAACACAGGCUAGCGGGUGCUGUGAUGUCCUCGACCCCCAGCAGACUCAAACACCCACACUGCAGGAAGAAGCACUAUCCCAGUAGCACUUACCUCACCCACGUCUGACAGUCAACCACCGGACCCAAGGUAUUCGGACCCCAGGUAGAGGACUUGACAGGAUAGAUUGAUAAGGCAAGAGAGAUGUGUGACUCAGCUGGAAGUGGUGAAAGCGGUGGCGUUACAGGCACAGGGCAGGACGCAGAAGCGGAUAAUGAGCCCCCUCAUCAGGCACCACCUUUGCCUGAAUGUGACCUCUUAGAGGUAGCCCAGACUUUAGAGGAAGGGGUACCUACAUCUGCCAAGCGGCCCAGAAUGAGCGAGGAGGAAGAGGAACUGGAGCGGCUUGAUAAACCAGCCAAGAUGCAUGAAGAAACACCAGCACAGGCUGGCUUGCUGCAGAAAGACCCAGCCUCACCAGAACAAAAUGCAGGGGAACCACUACAAUGUGGCGACAAUGGUGGAGCAGGGAGAGAGGUGCCUGUCAGUGUCGGAGGUGAAGAAGAAUGCCAUCAGAAUGGAGAUGGAGGGCUUGAUGCUCCCUUAGAAGGAGAGGCGAAACCAGAGGAGGAGCACAACGGUAUCAUAUCUGCAGACAGCCCCGGUGAAGGACAGCGCCUUGGCCUAGAUUUUACCCAGAAUCCACAGAUGCUGACUGGUUCCUGGACCGAGUACUCCAACAUUCCAGAGAAUUACCUCAAAGGCUGCAAAUGGGCCCCGGAUGGUUCCUGUAUCCUGACCAACAGUGCAGACAAUGUGCUCCGGUUGUACAAUCUUCCUCCAGAGAUUUACAGCUACAACUGGGACAUGCUUCCUGAAAUGAGUCCAGUGCUGAGGAUGGCAGAGGGAGACACCAUCUAUGACUACUGCUGGUACCCCAAGAUGAGCUCUCUGGACGCAGACACAUGCUUUCUAGCCAGUAGCAGCCGUGACAACCCAGUCCACGUGUGGGAUGCCUUUUACGGGGAAGUGCGAGCCAGUUUUCGGCCCUACAAUCACCUAGAUGAGCUGACAGCAGCCCACUCCCUCUGCUUCUCGCCCGAUGGAACGCAGCUCUACUGCGGCUUCGACAAAACUGUCAGGGUCUUCUACACCGAGCGGCCUGGAAGAGACUGUGAGGAGCGGCCUACCGUAGUGAAGAAGCAGGGCCAAAGUGGCAUCAUCUCCUGCUUUGGCUUCAGCCCCUGCCAAUCUGUUUACGCCUGUGGCUCUUACUCCCGCUGCGCUGGCCUCUACUCCAGCCAAGACGGCACCCUGCUGGCUCUGCUGCCGACCCGCCACCACGGAGGCCUCACCCAUCUGCUCUUCUCCCCUGACGGCAACUACCUGUACACCGGCGGGCGCAAGGAUCCAGAAAUCCUGUGCUGGGACCUAAGAGAGCCGGGCAAGGUUGUGUUUUCACUUAAGAGAAACGUGGCCACUAACCAACGCAUCUACUUUGAUCUUGACCUGUCAGGCAGGUACCUGCUGAGCGGCAACACAGAGGGAGUGGUAUCAGUUUGGGACACCCUGACAGCUCCUCCUGAUGGCAAUGAGGAGCUACUGCAGCCUCAGCUCAGGUUCCAGGCCCAUUGGGACUGCACCAACGGCGUCAGUAUUCAUCCCUUCAUGCCACUGCUGGCCACAUCCAGCGGGCAGCGUCAGUUCCCGUGGCCCGGCGAGAGUGAGGGCGACUCUGCCUCUGAGGGCGAGGGAGGCGAAGCUGUGAUGUCCCCUCCGGAGGUCCGGCAAGACAACGCUCUGAGCCUGUGGUGGGCCGGGCCCCUCGGCCCUGCCCCCGAGGGGGACCCAGAGCCUCCGUUAGUUCAGCCUGCUGACACAAAUUGAGUUACACCUGCCAUGUGAUAUUUAUUCUGGGAAUGUUUGGUAUGGAUAAAGCGAAUUAUGAAUCUUUUUGGCAUGAGCAGGUGGGAAAGUAUGUUCUGGAUCAUUUUAUUUAUUCAUUUUUCAUUGUUACCUUAAACCUUUACAGCCUAAAUCAAUUCCCUGAAAUAGAUUCUCAACAUAUUGCCUGCAAGUUUACCAUAUUUACUGAUGCAGUAUUUCACCUGUUAUGUUAAAAUGAAUGAAUUAUAAAACAUUGCACAUCAGUUUAGUACAGAUGUCUCUGACAAGAUGUGGAUUGUGUUAGCAUAAGGAUUGGAUUGAGACCUGACAUUUCUCAAUUUUGUUAUUUAAUUAGUAGAAGAUUUGUUUUCAACCAGAUAAGAUUAAAUAGGAAACUUUUAUUGGAUUUUUUUUUUUUUAGUUAAAUUGAAGGCCUUGACUGGUCUGAAGCAGCCCAGUGUCUGUCUACUGAUCUCGCCUCAGAUCCGAGUUGUGUGUGUGUGUGUGUGUGUGUGUGUGUGUGUGUCUGUGUGUGUCUGUGUGUGUGUCUGUGUCUGUGUCUAUAAUACUGCCCCGGAGAUUCCUAACUACUGUAGUUACAGUAAGUGCCAUUUGUUCUUGAGCUUUUGCUUUUGUAAACUGAUGGGAUCUCCUGUUUACCUUCUUUUUUAAACAACCAAGUGUUGUGUCACUCUGUGCGUGCUCACAAAUGUAUAUUUUUGUAAAGCCACGGUGAUUAUUCAAAGUUUUUCCGAAUGUAUACUCUGUAAGCAGCUAGUCCGAAAAAUGUAACCUCGUAACAUUCUGUGAAAGUCUUUGGGUCGUGGGUGCACCUGGAAAAUGAGUGAUGUCUAUUAUUUUUCUACAGAUUAUGCUCGGCUUGCAUUUAUAACUGUGUUGAGUGGUGACAAUGUGGCAGCACAAAACCCACUGUGUUUGUAAAAUUGCAUUAAUAAUGUACUGCAGUGAUCUGCUUAAUGUUGCCAUCAGUGGGGUGUGCUUUGCUUUAGGGUUUCUUUGCAGGUAGAUCAGAGGAAGCACAGCUCCAACCAAAGCCUUGUAUCUUUAGACACUGAGGACUUUAUCCAUUUUGAAGCCUCUGCUGACCCAAGUUUCACUUCUUGGGACUCAAAUUUGUUGCCAAGCAAUAGUAGAUACGAUUGUGUACCUACUAUUUAACAAUACUACACAAUUUUUUCUACCAGGAAGCAUUAGAGAACCAUGCAGGCCUUGAUGCUGUGACAUAGUCUCUAGAUAGAUGGCUGUGUCUGCGACAGGUGGCUUUCUACGUAUUUUAGUCAAGCUGCAGUGAAUUAAAAGCAUAUCUCUUCACA
Molecule: messenger RNA, 3431 nt
Organism: Etheostoma spectabile (orangethroat darter)
Lineage: Eukaryota; Metazoa; Chordata; Actinopteri; Perciformes; Percidae
Gene: wrap53
Product: WD repeat containing, antisense to TP53
Exons: 11
Coding region: 415-2097 (560 amino acids)
Biological process (GO): Cajal body organization
Cellular component (GO): Cajal body
Molecular function (GO): RNA binding; protein binding
Source: RefSeq, a predicted model, not a curated record